Molecule: messenger RNA, 1800 nt
Organism: Orbicella faveolata
Lineage: Eukaryota; Metazoa; Cnidaria; Anthozoa; Scleractinia; Merulinidae
Product: divergent protein kinase domain 1C-like
Source: RefSeq, a predicted model, not a curated record
CUUUCAGAGAUCGAUCCUUCAUACGUGAGCGUGACCCUCGUAGAAGUAACGUACAUGUUGUGACGCAUAAACUCGUUGAUAUAACACGAUCUCAGUCGGACGCGAUAUCACGCAAUCUUUCCUCCUCCGCUAAGAACGUCUGCGAACAGCGUAGGAGGCAACGAGAGAAAUCUCGACGGGAUGCGACUUCGGUGGAAACGAGGGCGACCAAGUUGUAGAAAAUUACUGUGCUUCACUUGUAUAGCUGUAUUUAUUACUAUAGUUUACAAGUCUAUUAACGAAGAAAGCUCUCGGUUCGAGAAAGAAUGGAGCUGUGAAGAGCUUCGAGCUAAGGAACUCUUGAUUGAUCUUUGCAAUGAUUUUAUCCGCGGAGUCACUGGAGGAAAUCUUUGUCAUGACUUGUGUGUCAGCCGAGAACUUGUUGUCCAGGAUUGUCUUGCGCACAAGAACACCACGAUUGUGUUUUCGGGCACCUGGAAAGACAACAAUAUUGUAUUCAAGACAAAGAGAGAGCCCCAUCAUUUUGAGGAGUUGAAAGGUCUGUUAGAUGGUGAUGGGUCAAAAAUGGAGCAAGACCAAAUUUACGAACUCUUCAUUUCUCAUGUGUCUGAUCAUGUGAAGAAUGAACUCUCUUUUUCUGAACUAAACAAUAUAAUGACAGAACAAAAGAUUCUGGAACUUCUUUGGCAGCCACAUUCAUUGGAAAAACUUUCCUUUGCUGACAUGUCAAGUUUGUGGCUCUUAAUCCAGAGAGAUGAAUUCAUCAAGUUACAACUACUGCAAGAUAUGGAACACAUUCCAAGAGUGUACGGCUUCUGUGGAAAAUUUUAUGCUGUAGAGAGGGUGGAGACCCUAGAAGAAUUUUCCUUUUCUCCAUUUAAAAAGCCAAUGCCUUGGAAAAAACGCUUAAAGACAGCUUUAGACUUUUUGGAGCUUUCACAAGAAUUUUCUAACACGGCGUUAGGAAAACUUCACCACUGUGAUAUCCAGCCAGGAAAUUUUGGUAUCACCAAAGUUGUGAGAGUCGUAGCCAUUGAUAUUGACUCUGUAUUCUCCUUGCAACAAAUGGAGGAUUUCCUUGAACAACCAACUUGUGAGAGUAACAAACAGUGUGAUUUCUUUGACUGCAUGUCUGCAUGUAAUGUAACAGAACAUCAAUGUUCAAGAAAUAUUCUCACCAACAACCUUCAGGUUAUCAUGCUAUUCAUGUGAGACCUUGCAAGAACUGCUGCCCUACCCCUCCAGUCAAGUCUAGGAGCGCAUGCCAUGGGAUAUGUUAGGGGAUGAUCGUACUUUGAUUCAGCAACAAACAGCAGAUACUGUUACUCAAGAACUGUAACAGUAGACAGAUUCGGCUAAUGAGUUUACAUUCUAAAGUUGCCAUCCAAUUCAGACAUGUGUUGAUUUAUUUGGGAGGUUACAAUAACUAUUGUGAAAUUUGUCACACACAACUGAUUGCAUGGAAGUUUGUGCAAACAGGACAAUAUUGUAACCUCCCAUAUAAAUCAUCACAUGAUCUGAAUUGGGCAGUGGAAACAAGGAUGUAAAUACAUUAGCUGUAUGUCUAGAGAGGUUCUCUUAGUCAUAGCACCAAUCUCUUGUUGGAAAGGUGUGUUAGAUCGAAUCCUCAUGGUAUGAACAAUUGGCAGUGCAUUUUGACCAAUGAGAAUGUUACUGAUGUUUUAAUGGUAUAAUGCUUUGUGAUUGAAGGUCAUUUGUCGAGAUAUUUUCUUGUCAUACUGGGGACAGCCAGGAUUGUUACAAAGAGCUCCAAUCCAUGCUAAAAACAAACUCUCAUCC